Messenger RNA from Batrachochytrium dendrobatidis JAM81, 5352 nucleotides. RefSeq lists its product as uncharacterized. Gene Ontology annotation, cellular component: ubiquitin ligase complex; cytosol; cell division site. The transcript is spliced from 8 exons. Gene Ontology annotation, molecular function: ubiquitin protein ligase activity; protein binding. The record is from RefSeq and is a predicted model, not a curated record. Bases 1 to 5352 code for a protein of 1783 amino acids. Lineage: Eukaryota; Fungi; Chytridiomycota; Chytridiomycetes; Rhizophydiales. Gene Ontology annotation, biological process: protein K48-linked ubiquitination; ubiquitin-dependent protein catabolic process.
AUGGCCAUGUCAUCUCUAGGAUCAACAGAUGAGAUAGCUCCAAUGGACGACUUUCAAAAAUCAUCGCCUUCUGAUGAUAUAGUCAAAGAUUACAGCCAAAAUACAGAUCAAACCGCAAUUCUCAAUGACAGUAUAAACCAACUCGCUCAAGAAUCUCACGAACUUAUUCUUUUCUUCAAAUCUCAAGUCGCUUUCGAGGCCGAGAAUGCAUCCUCUAGCCCAACUCGCCAGACAACACUUUCCUCUAAUUUAGUUCUUCGCGCUCAACGCAUCAAAACCAACGAUACUCUUACGCUCCAAUUCAAUGUUUUUUGCACUCUGCUGAUGCUUAUCACUCAUACGAUUGCUGAGCGUGGAAUUGUAUUUGAUGUUGCGCAGCAUCUUAACCCUGUGAAAAAAAUCAUUGACAGUUUGGUUAGCGGUAAAGGGUUUUUUAAAGAUCAUGAGUUUCAUUUCCCACUUUUUGUUGUGCGGUUGCUUGGAUCGCUGAAAAACUGCGUUUUGGAUUGUGCAGAGGAAACCGUGUUGGAAAAAUCAAGCAGGCUAAAAUUAAAUGGGUUAUCAGGUAUUGCUCUUGGAUCUGCGGCAGUAAAUCGCUGGCAGAAUGCUCAACAGUAUCAAGCUCGACCUUUGGGCGGCAGUCCAUCUCAGCAUUAUGGUCCAAAUUCAGCAACAACUGACCUGCCUGCCUCUGGGUCUAUAAACUCGGCUAGUACUUAUGCAUUCCAGUCUCCAACUAGUGCGAGUACUGCCAUUGACCUUAAUGAUUAUCAUCACGGAUCUCCAAUUAAAAUAGAUACUUCUGGAUCUACUAUACAUGCUUCUUCAGCAACGUCACCAUCUCGUGUUUCUGGGACACCUACAAAAAAAGUGAAUGUACGUGAUACUGCCAAGCAUUUUGAAAAAAUUGAAGCAGAUAUUGCAACUUCUGCUGGAAAAAUGAUGCGGAAGCGCACUGAAAAGCAUUAUUUAACACCAUCAUUGCAUGGACACGAGGAUUCGGUUUAUAAUGAACCCCAUUCUGGAGGAUCUGUGCAUGCUGAACCUAUGCUGCGAUCUAAACCAACUCUGUAUCAGCCAGCUACAAAGGUACAUGUUGAUUUGUGUUUUGAUAUGCCCGACUUUUCCAAUUCACCGAAUCAAGUACCUGGUCAAUCUUUGGACUAUAAAUUAACAAUGCAAAAACAAAAAGGAGGAAUGAAUGAUCAUUUGCUCAAAGAGAAAGUUCAAGAAUUUCAUGAUCAGCUACCAAACAAACCAUUUAUACUCACGGACCAAAAACCACACGAUUCCGAGGUUCCCAGUUUUCAGAAAAACGAAUCAGAAUCGCCGUUUGGACGCAGCUCUCAGGUCACAGUUGCUAAUCAUGCUGACCUGAAUGUACUUUCCACAGACACGUCAACACCACCAAAGGUAGAGUCAUUCAAACAGGUACCCGAACUGAUGCCCGUCGCCGUAAAGUCUUUAUCUACAACAACGUCUCCAAAUACUUUUGAAAGUAGCAAGAUCACUGUUUCGCUCCCAAUAAAAGUUUCUCUUAAUAUGGCAGACACUUUGCAUGGUUCCGAGCCUCAAAAAGCUCCUAUAUUGCUUCCCGGAUCUAUGCGCGCCGCAGCGCCUAUUUUUCCAUCAAAACCUACUACCAUGGCCGAGCCCACUGUAUUUGAAUCUCAUAGCGACUUGGAGCAUCAUGAGCCAAUCCAGCCUGUUCAAGAUAAUGCAAUACCACUAAAUCCAGUAAUCGAUAACACUGAGCUUGGCAUAGUAGAGGAGGACGAUCAGUCUUAUCAUAACUCUGUGAAUACGCAAAACUCGGAGUAUCCCAACGAAAAUGAGCAAAGCAAUCAAGUCACUGGUUUUGAUAUUGGUACUUCAAACAGCGAUUUUCUUACAAUAUCUCGUAACGAUAGAAGCUAUAGUCGUAGUCUUGAAUCUUCAAAAAACUCCAACAUUGUUGUACAAAACACAAAUCGGUCAUCUUUGGCACAGGGAAUCAAAGACCAAACCAUUGUUAAGCUUUAUGAUCAAGCAGAUGAUUCCCAAGACAAGAGCGUAAUGGACAUAAUUUUUGAAUCCAAUUUAUUGGGAAAUCCUUCUGAUCAAAAAGAAAGCGAGACUGUUGAAUCCGAGAAAAACCAAAUUGAUGAUGAGCCUGAGCUUGAAAACUCUACAGUCAAGCUUGACAAUCAAAGUCAGGGUGUAGAUACUUAUACACACGACGAUAUUACUGAAACUUCACUGCCUACUUUUCAGCAUUUGGCCUCUGCAGAUAAUUUGAAAAACAACCAGUCUGAAGAAGAUGUUUUUCAACAAGAAGCGAUUGAUCAACUACCUUUAAGAGAAAAAACCAACGAAACCAAUACAAACAGGAGAGUGCGACAAAGCCGAUUUCUUAUGGCCGAUUUCGACGUAACGGAAAUUGAUGUAGCGUCCGAGGAAACUAAAAAUGAAUUACUCGCGCUUCAAAGUGAAUUGUUUUCGUUCAUGUCUGUUCCAAGUAGUGAUGGUUCUCGAUUGGUUGAAAAUACCGAGAUGCUACAUUUUGAUGCGUUGGCUCCUUUGUCGUCACAGCCUGCUCCACUCACAUCUCCACCUCGAGUAAAUAAGAAUACCAAACCUACUUUUAAAUCAAAAUCACCCAGUGGGCCACAACCUCCACUUUUGGAUUCAAAGCAGCCUAUUGUAGACACACCACAACCUCUUGAAUCGUUACAGAUUUUACGUCGUGCAAAUGAGCAGCUUGCAAAAAACAGACAAUGUCGUCAACAAUCGAUUAUUGCUGAAAACCAUAAAUCCAUGCACAAUUUUACUGCCAUGUUUUCGGUAUUAAAAGAUACAGAUAAUGAAAAAUAUACCGAGUCGGAAAAAGUAUCCAAGGAGUCGUCAAAAGCCGUUUCGCUUGGCCAGUCCAAAAAAAAAGAUUUGCCUGGAAAUGUAUCUCCAUCCAAACCAAAUAUUACGUUCAACACUAGAGCAAAAGAUGAAAACAAAGUGUUGGCAGAUUCACCACAGUUUGAUAGACUGUGUGACGAUCCAAGUUUUAUUUCAAGAACAAAGACACUUAACCAAGAAAGAACGCGCGGAUCAGACUCUGCCGAGAUGCUGAAUCAAAAACAAGCACCCAUAGGUUCAAAAGUCGCAAAGUCAACACAAUUAGGAACUGUUUUGCAUUCUGGUGAUGAACAUUACUGUAAUGAUCGUGAACAAGGCGCAUCCAAACAGGGUACAUCAGACACUAAUUCGAACAGAUCUAUUGUACAUGGCAUAAGUAUGUUUAUAAAACCGAUUUCACACGAUAUGUCACUUAUGAGCAACAUCAAUCAGAUACUUGGUGCGUACAAUACCGAUUCUGACAAUGCCAGCGUUCCAUUGACUCUAGAUAGUAUUGUUCAAUAUCAAACUGCCGAGAGAAAAGAUACUGUUAGAGAGGAUAUGCUGGUUGCUAAUAUACAUACUGCAUCAGCAGAAAAUGCAGUUGGAGGUUACUCUCGCAUGUCUGCUUCACAAAAGCGUAGCUCAUUGAUUUCAAAAUCCAUCGAUUCUAGUCCAACUAGAACAACCCCCACUGAUCAAAAAGAAGAUGACUAUUGUGAAGAAAGCAGCGAUAAUUUGGUGUACGUUCCACUCAAAGUUGAUGCGACAAAUAUGAUUUCAAACCCUGACAUGCCAGAGUUUUCAGAUUCUCAUAUGCAGCUUGAUGCAAACAAAUUUACGCAUCAUGAACCAACAUCCAAAGUUAUUGUUGCCUGCAUGUCCAUCAAUGAUGCCAAAUCACUUUGUAUUCCCGUCUUUAAUCAAUCUGAUCACACUUUUGAUCGCGAGGACUUGCCCGGACCCGUAUUUACUACAAAAGUUCCACCGGGCAUCCCCGAUUACGGUGUCGAUGCUGAAUCAAUGCGUUUGCUAUUGAUUCCGCUAAAUGGUAUGCUGGAAUUGACUAUGAUAAAUCUAUCAAUGCCCAACCGAUUUGGUCGUAAUAACUCUACUGAGCAUCCACACUUCAAGGCGUUUGGAACACUUGUGGUAUCGCGUAACCAUAUGGAGUUGUUUGAACGUGAUGGUCAUGUGUAUAUUAGGGAUAUUGGAAGCAACAGCGGAACAUUUAGAAACCAUGCGCGAAUUAGUGCACCUGGAGUGAUAAGUCCAGAUGUGGAACUGCAUACUGGUGAUAACGUCCAGCUUGGAAAAGAUUACGUUGGAGAUGGAGUCGAGGUUGAUAACGAUGGUUGUAUUACGGCUCGACGAAGAUGCGUGCAGUUUCAAGUUGUAUUAGUGCCUCCUCUUACUACAGUUAAAGAAGCGAUUGAGAAUCAAGGAAUUCCAAUUGAAACGCCAGUUUUACCAGUAUCAAAAACACGAGAGCAGCGUGCAGAAAAGUCGGGAUCUAGCAAAGGCGAAACACAGGUUGAGGAAGACUCUCAGCCGUUUAAAGAAUCUACCUCACAUGCACCGCCUGUACGAAAACCUUUACAUAUAUUACCACCCACACGUGAAUAUGCACCUGAAGCAGGCCAGAUUUCUACUGAUUAUACACAAAAGGCCGAGUUUGUUAGUAUGCGCGAGUUGGUUUUAAAUUCUGGCGACGUGGAUCUGAAAUCGCCUAUUCAGUUUACCAAUCCUAAAACUUUUGAUGAACCAAAAAGUCCUAAAAUGUCUAAAGCGGAUGAUAAAAAGCUUGAAGAAAAACACAAUCCAUCAUCACACGAUCCACUGAAAACUUUGGCUGGAGGUUCUGGCGCUUUUAUCAGCCCGACUGGUAGAAACAAGGAUGAGCGCAGAGAAAACUAUAUUUUUUCGUCAUCAGUUGUUGGAAAUAAGGUCCGAAAGCUUGAGGUAUCGUCCUCUGAGGGAGCCAACAUAUUUGAUAUCAAUCUUAAAAAAUGGGAAGAUAAAGGACGAUUGCAAAUAUCAGACCUUCGUCUUCGGUCACAAAAUAGAGUGUUUGGAAUUGUUCCAUUGACAGACAGGAGUGGUAAAAUACCUGUUUUCGGAACAAAAACGGGAAACAAGAUCACCGACAUUUCAUUUUCUGUAGUUCUCCCAACAGGCGUGAAGCUUGGCGUAUUGGAAUUUGCAAGUGAUAUCAAGCUCACCAUUACACAAGAGGGCGACGCGGAGCAGCCUGAUGCCCCAGUAGUUGCAGUAUCUGGCGAUUUUAAAGAAAGUAGAUAUAUUCUUGUCAAGAAAUCGAUGAAUUCUCGAGAACAGAAGCUGUUUGGAGAAAGUAAAGGAAGACAUUUGGUUCGCAAGGGUGUAAGGGAAUCAGUUUGGCUGACCAAUGUUGAUAUUGCAGAAGCCGAAGUAAAUCCGUUGGUGAUUGCUGCAGUGAUUUUGAUUGCAAUGGUGGUUUGA